Molecule: messenger RNA, 573 nt
Organism: Gracilinanus agilis (Agile Gracile Mouse Opossum)
Lineage: Eukaryota; Metazoa; Chordata; Mammalia; Didelphimorphia; Didelphidae
Product: olfactory receptor 4B1-like
Exons: 1
Coding region: 1-573 (190 amino acids)
Biological process (GO): G protein-coupled receptor signaling pathway
Cellular component (GO): membrane
Molecular function (GO): olfactory receptor activity; G protein-coupled receptor activity
Source: RefSeq, a predicted model, not a curated record
AUGGCUAUUACCAACAAUGUGAAGCAGUUAAUUUUUACGGGGCUCUUCCAAGAUCAAGAAGCACAGAGAGUUUCAUUUGUUGUUUUUCUUCCUGUGUACAUGGUCACAAUGUUGGGCAAUGGCCUCAUCAUCUUGACUGUCAACAUGAGCAAGAGUCUGAGCUCCCCCAUGUACUUCUUCCUCAGUCAUCUAUCCUUAGUAGAGAUCUGUUACUCCUCUACUAUUGUUCCUAAAUUUAUUUCUGGCUUGUUGACUGAGAAUAAAACCAUCUCAUUGGAUGGCUGCAUGACCCAGAUCUUCUUUUUCCACUUCUUUGGAGUUGCUGAGAUCCUCCUUCUCACAGUGAUGGCCUAUGACUGGUAUGUGGCCAUCUGCAAACCCCUGCAUUACAUGACCAUCAUGAGCCGUCCUGUGUGCCAUGUGCUGGCGUUUAGUUCCUGGAUAGGGGGUAUGUUUCAUUCUGUAGUUCAGAUUCUCAUCACUGUCCAAUUGCCCUUCUGUGGUCUUCAUGUGAUUGAUCACUAUUUCUGUGACCUCCAUCCCUUGUUCAAGGUUGCCUGUACUGAUACUUGA